Molecule: messenger RNA, 1649 nt
Organism: Mercurialis annua (annual mercury)
Lineage: Eukaryota; Viridiplantae; Streptophyta; Magnoliopsida; Malpighiales; Euphorbiaceae
Exons: 7
Coding region: 38-1489 (483 amino acids)
Source: RefSeq, a predicted model, not a curated record
GUAAAUUAAGCCAAAAUUUAUCAUACAUGGGAAGAUAAUGAGGCGCAUAUUCAACUACGAAACUGCUGUGUCACAGAACGUAUUUCUGGUUUGUAGGCGAUGUAAUACAAAUCAAAUGAACUCCGUUACUAUCAUCAACCCACUUUCUUACUCUUCUUCUCACUCUUUUCCACGCUAUCGUAACCACACCUGCAACUUCUUCAAAUCCCCGCGCAACUCUUUCUCCACUAAACGACGCCGUUCUCGCAGCUCCCGGCGUCACAAAAUCACCCCGACGGACACGCCAUCCUAUAUCAAGCGCUCUUCAUUACUGUCCAGUAACGAUUCCGACACUGAUGCUAAUCUCAAAUUAGUCCUUGACGUUAAUUCAAUUACGUACAGAUUCAAUCAUUUUGUUUCUUUAUCUAAAAAUGCUUACUACGAUUUACAAACCCUAAUUUCGCUUGAUGAUGAUAACCGGAUUGUGGUUUCUUGUCGUAAAUCGACUCUUCAGUUCACUGGAGCUGUGUUACUUGGUGGGUUUGUUUUAGUUUCUGUAAUUAGGGUUUUCGUUAAGUUAGGGUUAGGGUUUAGGAGUUGGAUUUUUAAGGUUAAUAAUAGGGGGGAUAGCGUCGUGGUUCGUAGGGAUAGGAGUCUUGGAGGGAAGGAAGUGGUUGUAGCAAGGAGAGAUGUGGAGGUAGCUAAGAAACCUCAAUAUGGGACAAGUUUAGACAAUCUCAUUUCUUUGGGGUCUGGAUUGGGGAGGGAUGAUUGGCGGAGUUAUAGAGUCAAGCAUGCUUCUAAGUUGCCCAAAUGGUGGCCUGUAUUGCUUACCACAGCAGGGGAGGAUAUGGCAGUGGUUGAUAAGCAGGAGUACCAGAGGGAUGCCAACCGAUUAGUUCGAGAAAUCACAGACUAUAGAACAAGCGGAAAGGAUGUUACAGAGCAUGAAAUAAUUCAAUUACGUCGAAUCUGCAGGACAUCUGGAGUUCAAGUUUCCUUUGACACUACCAAUACACGGGACUCUUUCUACCGUGCAUCAGUUGACUAUGUUUUAGAUAUCUGCAGCAGGGACCAAGGUUAUUCUACCUCUGUUCAGAUUGAUGGUGAAGAUCCUAAGGAUUUCGUUGCUGGGCUUGCUGAAAACAUUGGUCUUGAGAACACUCGUGCGGCAAGAAUGGUAUCUGCAGCUGUUGCUGCACGAACGCGAUCGCGUUUUUUACAGGCAUGGGCUUUGGAAGUGCAAGGUAAACAUUAUGAAGCAGCUCAAGAACUAUCAAAAACAUGCAUCGUUCUCCAAACAUUUCCUCCUGAAGAAUCUUCUCCUGAAAUGGAAAUGGUUGCCCGGGGUCUAGGAAAAAACUUGAAACUGGAGCAGCGGGAACUUUUAAUGAACAUGUUUGUUUCAGUUUGCGGUGAAGAGAGCCAUAGAAGUGCAGCAGACGCCCUUGGUUUGAUGCCCUCUCCUAGACGCGUUGGUGAUGAACAGGAAAGCAAGCUAGCUACAUGAAUAGUUACAGAAAAUGAAAUUUAUUAUUUGGUUAUAUAACACAUUGCAAUUUAUAUACCUGACAGAGUGAAGAUUUUGGAUAAUAAGCAAUAUUGUUACCUUCAUAUGCAGCUCCUUGUACCACUACACAUUUAUUCAUGGAUAUUAAUGUUCAGGAUCA